AUGCGUGGGGUGCUGGACAUUCGAGUUGAGGCCACUGGUGGCGCCGAAGACAGCGGCUAUCACUCAGGAGUGCAUGGGGGUGCCGUGGAGGAGCCAAUGCAGAGCUUGGUGCAAUUAUUGAGCCAGAUGUAUGACCCUUCAACUGGACGCGUGAAAAUCCCCCGUUUCUAUGACGCUGUUCAGCCCCCCGAUUACGCAGAGUUACAGCGCGUCAAGGCUGCGGCCGAUUCCGUGAAGACUGGGUGGGUACAGCGUGCAUCUGCCGGCGGAACUAGCGACCCCAACGAGCUUCUUCGGAAAAGUUGGCUGGAACCGUCAAUGUCUUUGCUGGGCAUAGAUGCGUCUUUAAAGGGGAAAUGCCCCCAUGCUGGAGGAGCUAUGCGCGUCAUCCCUUCAACUGUUUGCGCAGAAAUCAGUUUGCGUCUUGUGCCCCAGCAGGGGCCUAAGGAAAUAUUCACUCUAAUUCGUGACUACCUUCAAGAGUCAUUCAAAAAAGCAUCUUCGGCGAGCAAACUGGCAGUUCAGUGCCUCCGCCAAGGACGUUCCUGGCGGGCAGAUUUGAAUGCGCCCAGAACGCGUGCAUUAUACGGGGCAGCACAUGCAGCGAUCAAAGAGGUUUGGGGUGUUGAGCCACUCUACGUACGAGAAGGGGGCUCCAUGCCAGCAAUUCCGUUUCUUGCCGACGCCUUUCGGAGGCUUCCUGGGCCCCUGGGCCAAUGCCAGGGCUCAGAUGAAGUUGCAGUUUGUCAGUUGCCAUUUGGGCAGGCCAGCGACAAUGCCCACCUACCAAACGAACGACUGGGAAUUCGGCAAGUCGAAAAGGGUGUUGACGUGCUUGCAUGUACGCUCGAAUCUCUUGCGGCGCGACUGGCGGAAAGUACAUCGCGGCCUGUAGUCGCUCUGUAG
Eimeria necatrix is the source of this 906-nucleotide messenger RNA. Its product is annotated as Cytosolic non-specific dipeptidase, related. Gene Ontology annotation, biological process: glutathione catabolic process; proteolysis. Lineage: Eukaryota; Apicomplexa; Conoidasida; Eucoccidiorida; Eimeriidae. Gene Ontology annotation, molecular function: peptidase activity. The record is from RefSeq and is a predicted model, not a curated record. Bases 1 to 906 code for a protein of 301 amino acids. The transcript has 7 exons.